AUGGCUACGCAACGUCUUCGGCGCAAGCUGGAUCGCGAUGGUGUGCCUGAGCAUGUAAAUCUAGGAGAGAAUUUUGUAUCCAUUGGCACACCUCUUCCAGCACUGAAUGCAAACCGCAAAGACAAGAACGAAUUCAAACCUGUCUGGCAGCAAGAAGUAUAUGACAGCAAAGGUCGACGUCGGUUUCACGGUGCAUUCACUGGUGGAUUCUCCGCAGGGUACUUUAACACUGUAGGAUCUAAGGAGGGAUGGACACCGUCCACGUUUCACUCCUCACGCUCAUCGCGUGCGGGAAAAGUUGAGCGCCGUCCAGAGGAUUAUAUGGAUGAAGAUGAUCUUGCGGAGUUGGAUCAAGCAUCCACAUUGCGCGCCAAAGAGGGGUAUACUGAUGAUGCGAAGCAGCACACGGACCCGAUGCUUGGCAUGAUUGCACCUGCAAAAUCACAAACUUCAGCAAGCCCGUCAUCUAUGGGAGUGAUGUUACUGCAGCGCAUGGGUUGGAAACAAGGACAAGGUAUCGGGCCGCUUCUUACGUACAAAGGCAGAGAGAAACUGAAUGCAUUACUGCAAUCUCUGCACUUAGCACCGGCGCAUGUUCAAUUAAUGGACGUGCCUGUCGAGGCACAUAACCACAAAUUUCCUCCUCCAGACACACAGCUAAUUAAGCUGCCAGAUAAUCGAGAUCACCGCGGGCUAGGGGCAUUGGUUGGGCAUGGAAGCAGUGAAUUGCAAGGUGUACUGGCAAAGUUUCACAGCACAAAGCGUCCCGAACGCACAAUUGGCAUGUCAGGCAUGGACUCUGACGAUGAGGACCACGUCUACGGUGCACCAGACCGGAUUGAGGACUCUGUUCUUGGGCGGCACGAGCAGAUGCAGAUUGGUGGUGGCACCGUACCAGACAAAGAUAUGAGCAUUGAGAAUUAUGAGCAUGCUUUUCUCACACGAAAGUCCAUUUCUGAUGCUACUUGGCACGAUGGUCGGCCCUUGCCGAAGGGAGAUACGGCCAAGCAUGCGCGGUACAAAACGUACCUUCACGCCAACAUGAAUCAAACGCUGUACAAACCAGACAUGUCGGUGCAUCCAACUGAGCUUCUUUUGCAAACGGAAUUGGACGAGUUUUUUGAAAUGGCUUCGCGAUAUCGCCCGAUACAAGGCGAGAUGGCGAGCCGGUUUACCACCAGUGUUGCAAUGGAAAGCGAUCCCAAUCUGGAGGGAGGUCUAUACAUUCCCAGUAAAAAUACCCAACCUCCUACUAUUCCAAAAGUGCCAGAGCUGAAGCCAGAGCCAGACGUAAAAAAGGACUUAACUUCUGCACAGCAAGCUGCUCAAAAGGGCGAAUUUGGUCCUCUUACACGCUCGUUAGAGCCGUUUCAUCCCCCACGACUCUUGUGCAAACGGUUUGGCGUCCCCAAUCCGUAUCCAAACGACGAUACACCGCAAGAUGAUAUUGCGAAAGCAAUGGACCGCUUUGGCCAGACGUAUACAACCAAUGACGAAGACGCAUUUACUUUUAUACAUUCAGAGGCAGCAGAGCGUGCAGACGAAGAUGCACUGCAACAUGUGCGACCAACGUUGAAUUUGUUCAAAGCAGUGUUUGAGUCGGAUGAGGAGGAGGUUGUCCCAUCUGCACCGAAACGCAAGAGUGAGAAGACCAGGGUCAAGAAAAAGACAAAGAAUUAUAAGAUGGGACCUCUUACAUUUAAUAUGGACGAGGACGAAGCGACCAUGUGA
Molecule: messenger RNA, 1731 nt
Organism: Malassezia vespertilionis
Lineage: Eukaryota; Fungi; Basidiomycota; Malasseziomycetes; Malasseziales; Malasseziaceae
Exons: 2
Coding region: 1-1731 (576 amino acids)
Biological process (GO): mRNA processing
Cellular component (GO): nucleus
Molecular function (GO): RNA binding
Source: RefSeq, a predicted model, not a curated record